GAUACAAAACAGUGAUACAAAACUCAACCAAAUGCUAACAGAAAAUAACAAAUUAUUUAUGUGCAAGGAUUCUAGCUUUAUUUUGAUGUAUAUAGUGCACAUAAAUGUGAAGCAAUUGUAAUUUACUAUCAUUUGAAUAUUGUUUGUGAGAUUUCUAAGGGAUUCGAUAGUAACAUUUGACUCUUAACGCGCAUAGAGAAAAUCGUUUGGAUGUCACUUUCCGCCAAAAUAGAUUGGUUGCGGAAGGGCUUUGGCAAGAAAUCCACUGCCGGUAAGACCAAGCAAGAUGUGGAAGAUUAUGUUGGAAGCAUCCCUAAGCAAGUGGAUCGGGAAAAAGUUGCGAUUUAUGUUUACAAAGAACUGCUGGAUGUAUACUCCGAACUGAAUGAUACGGAUGAAGAGCAGCGCAGUGCGUUACAGGAAACGUUAAAAUACUUGAUAGAAUCGUGUCGAGAAGCUGACGAUAGUAUCCGGUGCCAUUUUCUGUUGCGUACGUACAAUAUGGUGGUGAAGUUUAAUGGAAAAGAGAGCAAACGUCAUAUGAUUGUCAACUGUUGUCGGCUGCUGGCACAAUGUCCUCCGGUCGAGGAACAAUUGGAGCUGUUCCAUCGAGUGAGUAGAGUAGUGCUCAAAGUAGUGUGUGAUUUGAACGGAAAAAAGGCCAAAGUGAAAACCCCACAAGAGCAGCAAUCCAUGGCGGGUGGUUUAGAUUUCAUAUGCUCGACUAAUUUGCAGCUAGCAGAGCAGUGGGCAUGCUCUGAUGCGCCGGAAGUUCGCGCUAAGGCUAUCGCUAUUUUCAAGGAUGUGUUCGACAAUGCAACGGCACUGCUUUACCGGUUAUUCAGUAUGGAACAAACGCGGGCGGUGGAUUUUUACAGGGCGGUGGUUGACGUGUUCAAAACGAAAGGCCGAUUUACCGACCGUGAGAUGACGGAUUUAUUCCAAGGCAGUCUUCUAUAUCUGGAGAGCAUAUUGAGUUUGGGAGAGGCCUCCAAACCAUAUCUACAAUUUGCCGGAUUCCUUGCAGUAUUCGAACGGAUAAAUAGUGAACCCACUGUAAGCUAUGUAAGAAUUUUAAGGAAUUAUCUGGAGUUUCAAAGCAGCUCAGUGGCGGAUGGGGAAAUAUUGAUUUCUCUAUCAGGGAAAUUGAAAGAAUUGAGUGGUAGCUUUUGCUCUGACCCUCUUCUAGUGGAGAUAGUUAUUUUUAUAACAAUACAGCUCAGGAUCCAUAUAGACCAAAUAAAACAGCAAGCACUUUGUGUGGCUCCUGGGAUCAUAGAUCUAUGCAAGUCGCUCAUAAAAUUCAGCAAAUACUGCCCGAGGAAUCAUACACAGAUUUGCGCACGCUGCGGGAGCUCCAAUCGGCAUAUGGUUGAUUAUAUUUCUACGAUGGUUAUCCGCAUGGCGAUGAUAAUGGCCGAAUCAGGUCAGCAGAUUAGUCCGGACAUGGUAGUUCUCGUUAAUGGGUUUCUGAAACACAAGAUGUUGACGCUGGAUGACUUGAAUUGCGAGAAGAAAAACUCAUUGCUAGAUUCCGGAUUGAGAUUUAGCGUCAACUGGAUUCGCAUGAGCUUGCAACUGGUUGCUGGGAAAGAGCUGCUGGAUUUGUCUCUGUUGGUAGUUGAUUUUAAGUAUCGUUAUGGAUUUGAUUUUCUGACCCCAAGUUAUUUAAUACGGCUGGUUGAAAAUUGUUUCAAAGAUGUUGGAUCUUGUCAGAACAUAAUCGACAUUAAGUUAGUGAAAUUACUCAUGUUGGUACGAGACGAAAUUCCCGAGAAGGACCCGUCGAAAGAACUGGAUGGAAUUGUGUAUGCGAUAAUUAAUCAUCAAAUUAACGACAGUAGCGAUGAAAUUCGUGCCAUGAAUAUUGUACAAUUGAUUGAACGUCCGGAUUUCAACAAGUACAACUUUCCAAUCGAUACGAGAUUGACAGAGCAAGAGAAAGCUUCUAUUCUGCUGACGGAAAUGAACUGGGCGUCUCGCUACAAAAACUGUAAUAUUGUUGAGUAUUUUCAUCUGCUUCGCCAAUUGAACGCUGAUCCGGUACAGCUUGGAAUGACAAUCUACAUGUUUCAAGACGGUGGAAUAUUUCAAAUACCCGAUGAAACAAUCGAAGCAUUGAAGGUUAGCAUUCAGAAAUUCCGCCCGAAAAGUACACUUGACAAAAUCCGUCGCCAUGGCUCAUUAGGUGUUUUGAAUUACUACGGAUUCGGAUCAAUAUCGAAAGAGGUCGUAGCGAAACUGAAGGACUGUCAGUUGAACAAAGAUAGUCUCAAAAACGAUCAGAUAAAUGACAUAUUGAGGGAGAACGUGAUGGAUCAAGAACAAAUCAUGUUUCAUCAGCUCGAGCAAACGUACGAACAUUUUCGAGAUAUGAUAAUCAGUUUAGCGGAUUGCUCUUUUCAACAUUUCAACAUUAUUUAUUCGGUAAGUCAAAUCUCGUCCAUGUUGGACAACACUUGUCGGUUCUUCCAAAUUUGUUACCACCCAAGACGCUCCGUUGAAAUGCAAUUGUUGAACUACAUUCUCGUCAGUCAAAAGUCUGACCGUGCCCUGGACCUCUGCUGUUGUCUCGGCUUUCUUAUCGAAAAUUUCCAAAUAUACCAACAAAUCCUGGAGGACCCGGUGUAUAGAAAAGCGUGGGUGCCGAAGCUCGACGAACUUGUACAGAAGGCUGCCGAGAUUGUGAAAUCCAAUGAGAGCAGCUUCGCUAGCGUUCCCGAAUCUCGCAAGUAUCACUUCAUGAACCUCUAUCUAGCUCUAGCGUUAUACCAGGCAUCACGAAAUAAUCUCCCAGACUCAAUCCGUCAUCUGCGGAAGCUAACUUUAUUGCUUGAACAGCACUCCCUGAACGCUAGUGCACUUGCCAUCAUUCGUGGUCGAAUCUAUCACACUCUGUUCCGGCUGAUUGUUGUUUAUCAGGCUCCUCCCCCACGUGGCAUGUCUGUGCGCAUUUUCAUCCGCUUGAUGCUCGGACAUUAUAAUACAAUCCAGAAGUUACCCACGGAUCAGGCAUUCAUCGUGUCCACAAGUACGCUGGAGAUGACGGUGGAAGCGCUAAGAUAUAUGAUGAUCCGGUACGACACCGACCGGAUCGAGGCCAAUGUGGAGCAGAUCCUGCGGUUUGUGCUCCGCCGUGGCGCUGGCCUAAGGGCGUUGCAAAUUCUCGGAAUGUAUGCCUCGAUGAGCGCCGAUGGUGAGAAGGAAGAUAAAUGCAGGAUGCUUCUUACUUAUUUGGAUCGACUGUUGAUGUUCCGACCGAUUAGCACCGACAGCAAGGACCAACUCAAGGUGAUCAGUUCACAGUCCACCGAUUUGCUUGAUGUACCCCUUAUCACAAUCCAAGAAAAUUUCCACACCCUGGAUCAAACCCGCAAAGCUGUGAAACAUCUGAAGUCACCAACGAAACGGAGUCCUUCUCCGAAUCUGUUCCCAGAGCAAGAAGUCGACCACCGGCAGUAUUUGGUGAAACAUCACAGCGGAUGCAGCUGCCAGUUCUGUAUACUUCCACAGUACAAGUGUCAAGCCAUGCUGGCGAUCGCGACCUACGCGCGGUUGGCUUUCCUCAAAGGACGAAUCUCGCAGUGCCAGACUAUGAACGAAGCUAUCUCCGAGCAUUGGCCGGUGAUGAAGAAAACGCUAGGAGAGUCGAUUUUGAUCGGACAGAGAGAAGAGUAUUUGACGCAAUUUGCUCGGAUGUUUAUGCACUACGGACAGUUUUUGGAGAGCCAGGGAUCACUUCAAGGUGCUGCAGCUGAAUUCAGUAAAGGUAUUGAUAUUUUGAACGUCAUUGACAAAUCGGAUCCGGGGCUACGGAAGGAAAUUGAACUGAACAUGGACACACUAAAAGAUCUUGAAGUAGGAACCGAUCGAAAAGAACACAAACCGAAUUUUCCUUGUUUUGUAGAAUUUUUGAAGGACAACCCACUCGUGGAAAUAGAUCCUGUGGUGGAGAUGUCGAAACUAGAUCUGAGAACACCAAAAGUGGGAUCUAUGAGAGUUGUACCCAAAACAGCAAGUCGUGCUGAUGAUCUAUUGAAACAAGUCACAAGGAAACGAUUGAAAACAAAUCUCGCGCUGGAAUUCGGCCAAGAGUCCGAACUUGUCAGUGCCAUGUCUGGUUUAUCGUGUGGUUCUGAAAGACGACCCAAGGCGGUUAGUAUUUUUAUCGAUUCCCCCAGGAAACCUGCCGAUGAAGUUGAAAAUGGCAAGAAACAAUUAUUUGCUGAGGAACAUUCGUCAACGGAACUGUCCCCGAAGAGGAGAGGACGCAGAAAAAAGGCGGAAAGUGAAACACCUGCAGUUGCCAAGUCUACUCGUAAGAAACGAGCUGUUCCACCGGAUUCGGCUGUGAAGACUUCGUCUUCCCAUAAGUUAUUCAAAGAUAUAUUACUUAAGGGUAUUGAGUGUAGCACUCCCAAAAUAGUGAACACUGUUACUAAGCGUUGUACCACAGGCAAAAAACCAAAACUUGACACGGCCUAUCCAAUGCUGAAACGUAUCGCACCAAAGAGUCCCGAAAUUGUGCAGAAUCAUUCCUUUAACAGUUCCUUCCGUGAUGUACUGCUCAAGUCGUUAUCGGAAGACUCGAAGAAAACUUCCCUCGAUUCCAGUGUCAUUCUGCUGGAUGAUACAGAUGAAGAAGUAGUCAACACAAGUGUAUCCGAGUAUCAUUCCGUUAACGAGGGCAGCAACGGGCUACUCUCACUCAAGAAGUAUUCGGAUCGUAAGACAGCUGCCAUCCAAGGGAGUAGUACUAAUAAAAAGAUUGCCAAAACACGUCUCCAGUUUGACACCUCGUGUGUUAUUGACAUCACUACACCGGUCAGUUCGCCGGUGGUGACACCGACGGCUGAGAAAUCCAAAGGAGAUUCUACUGUCGCAAGUAAAGAAACUGUGAAAAGAUCUAGGGGGCGCCCACGAGGCUGUAAAGCGAAAAACGAAUCGACGAUGGAUCUAACUUCGAACAUGAAAGAUGAAACUGGUUCUAAAUCCGUCAGGAGAAAGGCAAGAGGGAAGAACUGAAAUGAUUGAGCGGCUGUUGGUAAACAUCCGCACGUAUUUAAUAUAAUUAUAUUUUUUAGUGAGUUUCACCAGUUUUCAAAAACAUCAAAUGAUAAUGCGAUUCUCAUGCACUGUUCUGGAUUAAUGCUCAGUGUUUAAUUGUUUUAUACUUUUGAGUUGGAUAUUAUUAUGUUUUCCAUCAA
This is a messenger RNA of Toxorhynchites rutilus septentrionalis, 5207 nucleotides long. RefSeq lists its product as uncharacterized. The transcript is spliced from 5 exons. Lineage: Eukaryota; Metazoa; Arthropoda; Insecta; Diptera; Culicidae. Bases 211 to 5025 code for a protein of 1604 amino acids. The record is from RefSeq and is a predicted model, not a curated record.